AUGCAAGGGAAAUCACAUAGACCAGGGGCUGGACGAAACUAUAUACCGUAUCCUUUUAAAUAUGGAUUAUAUACGAGUGUUAUGUCUGUCUAUAACGGCGAUCGGCGGUAUAUUCUGGCAUGUAUUGUGCCUUGAAAAUACACACUACUUUAUUACUUAAAUGUGUUCAUAGGUACAUGUGAUUUUGUAUACAAAUACGGUGAUCGAUUAUGAAACUUAACUAGAUCUUCAUAGAAAUCCAAGAAAUCCUCAUAUACCAAGUAAGUUUUAUCACUUUGUUGAGUGCAUGCUUAAAACUUUAGUCCAGUUGGCACGAUCAGUGUUUAUACUUUGAAUGAAUUGAAUUUGAUGUAAAUUUUGUCAUUUUCAGACGAAACGCAGCUACGAAAUCAACAGGGCUAUCCAGUACAGGUUAGAUCAACGAUUUAAGAUACUUAUUUUAUUGAAUUAGUUGAUUUAAAGGUCAAAUUAUGUAUAAUCUGAGAUAUUUUAUAAAAAAAGUUUGUUGUGAUCAUUGUGUUUUAUAAAGUGCAAUAUCAUUGCCUCACUAACCCUGCUGGGAACUAGAGUAUGUUAUUAUCUGUGGGUGGGGUAACCCUCAGAUGUUUUGAAAACAUGCAGAUGGCACUUAGUUUUAACAUAGUCAAUAGAAUACAAUGUUACAAAACUUGAUGAAUAUACAAUAGAACUUAUUAUUAUUGUAUAUUUUCAUGUCAGCGUAUGAUGAUUCAUUGUUAUGAGUAUGUUGUAUUUUUGUCCAACCAACCAUGUAGCAAUGUUUUGGUUGCCCAACUAUGAUAUUACAUAAUGGUUAAUUUAAACAGUUGCUUUUUGUUGUUUGGCGAGAAACCGAUAUUCACUACAAGGAAUGCACCUGAUAACAUAUCCAGCCAGAGAUCCGGGCCGGAUCUUGAGAUAAUCUCAUUACCUGGUAUCCGGUUGGAUGUAUAAAAUAUAUACUAGAUGUAAUUUAUUCACGGUUCAGGCUUUUUAGGUUACCCUGCUGGCAGUGGUUUCUGAGGUGAGGAGAAACCACUGCAAGCAAACGAACGACCUUCUAUCGAGCAUGCACGAAGAUUGUGUAAUGCGACGUCACUAAUUUAACUUCAUUUCCUGUAGUUUGUUAACUGUAGACAAGCAUGGAAUGUCUGUCAGUUUUAAUCAAACGACAUUUUAUUCUACAUGCAGUUCACAGUUUAUCGUUAUUGCUUGUACUAAAAUAUUUUGCAAUUGGUGCCUCAUCCAACAAAUUAUGCAUUCGAAUUUCUGUUAUAUCUUUUUCAAUUUUUGUAUUUAUCCGAUUAUAACAAUUUUUUUAUUUGGUCUACAAACUUUAUUUCUGUUACUUAAUUUAAACAUUGGAGUUGUUUUAAGGUUUUUGGUAAAUUCUAAUUUCCAAAGUUUCCAAAUAAUAUAAUAAUGUUUCCAAUUACUGUUCAUUUUGACAAUUAUUGCAAUUUGCGAUUGUUGCGACCUCAAAUGCUUCACGUUUUAACUGGUCAAAUUUGUACAUUACAAACAUCACUUUAUGACCAUUGAAAUGACCAUUAUUAGCCUUGCAUUAUUAGGCCUGAACCUUGUAUAUAACCAGUAUUUCAGUUAUAACCAGUAAUCUGGUAGGAAGAUAUUUCAACACUCCGCGAGGGACAGCAUAUCUGGUAAUAUUCUGUCAAUCUGUAAAAUUCUCUAUCCCCUGCACCUUGACAGGUUAAAAUGAUAAAAUAGGGCACAUUGGGGUACCCAUAGUAACAUUGCCUCAACUAUUAAAGGAAUAAAGUAGAUUUGGCAUGACUCUAUUUUCUAGCAACUCUCUUAAAUUAAGCCUGUUUUUCAUUGAAUUGCACAAUUCACACAAUUGCAGGAUUCAGAGCAAUUUUAAUCUCAGGAAAUGGCAACCAGCCUAUUUCUACGACUCUUGCGACGCGACAUUGCAAUAUUUACGAGUUACUGGAAACCAGAUUUAAUUUGGCUGUAAUAAAUACAGAGUGUGUAUUAACCUGUGGUAUUAAAACCCUUGAAAAGUUUAAUUUCAAUUAACCCAUUAAGUGCCAGCGAGUAAAAUCUUCUGCCGUUAGACAGAGUAGGGUCAUUCCAUGUCAAAUCAUCAGAUUUUUUUGAAAUUUGUAACCCACUACUUUGGAUUUGGCUAAUUUUUUAAUCAUUAAUAGAAAUAUGUAAGAAAUGAACGUAUACAAAGUUUGAAGUUAAUAUCUCAAACGAUUAUUGAUUUAUGGCUCAUCAAAAAUUUACUGGUCUUAGCCUUAAAGCUACCUUAAAUUUCACUUCCGCUACAAUACCUAACUUUAAAACCUCUUAAAAUAUUUUGUAUACAUGCUUAUACUCUGCAAUUUCGCAUUCUGAACCUUCUUAUGAUGGCGAAUCUGAAAAUCAUAUUUAAAAUAUGAUGAAAUAGUAGCACAUGCUUUAUGUUUGCCAAUAAAUUACGACUUCCGGUUUUGACAAGUUUUUGACGUCAUCGUUUCAGGGCAAAUUUUCGUUAUGUCUCCGAGCAAUUAUGGGGUUAUUGUGUAUGUCAUGUGAAAGAACACACUUCAAACUAUCAGAAAACACUAAUUUAACCAUUUGCAUAUGACGGAGACAAGUUGCAGCUCCCGUUCAAAAAAGUAAUUUACAAGACAUUUUUUCUGGCAUUGGAAAUGUAUAAUUUAUUCAGUAAUACUAAUGUACAAUCAAUCUAGGCAAAAUGAUUUUUUUUAUUUGUUUGUUUAGAAGUUGUUCAACCACCACUAAUGUCUUUCGCAGUAGUUUCCCCAUUUCUAUAGUGAUUUUCCAGAACAUAAUUUAUAUGCUUAAUAAUUUCAUGAGCCAUGUAUUUACCACCAUUAAUUGGUAUCACCAGUGAAAUACCAUCAUAAUAUCUAAUGAUUUUUCUAGUAUAGUGUCUUUAGAAAUGUAAAUUUAUAGCAGCGACAUAAUUUACACAUCGUUAAUCAGAUGGUAUAUAUGUGGCGUCUAGUGUAACCGUCAGUUAUAGUUAAAAUUCACAUCGAGUGGCAAGUAAAGGAAUUAGAUAAGUUGUUGUGUGAACAUAGUAUAUAACUGCAUGGAACCUUGUUGGUUUGGUGUAAAUCCAGGAGAUUGUCAUAAGACAUCAUAUGUGCGGAGAACUGGUUUGAAAAAUCUUGCAUAUUUCACAGAUGAGGAACGGAAUCUCCUUCUGUGGAGAGGAGGAAAGAGGGAAUGUGUCACUGAUGCAGAACAAUUACAGAUAUGCUACCACCACAAUGCAAAACUAGGAACAAUAUUUGAGAAGAGGUUUACUAAAUGCUGCAAUUUGUUCAAAAUUCACAAGCGAAAUGUUAAAGGUGGCCAUAAAAUUUCAUUACACAUAGCAACAAAACUUGUUGACCUCGGAUAUGAAUGUGUUCCCGGUUGGCAGCUUUGCAGGACAUGCUAUGAUAAUGCGCAAAAAGACGAAACUAUUGUCGACAAGGAGACCUCGCAAUCUGAACAUGAACCGAAUAAGUUAGAUUCAACGACAACAGAUUUUUCAACAGACGAGAUUGAUUCAGAUGAAGCAAGAAACCUAUCAAGAGAUAGCUUGAACAGAAGUCUUGAGUCGAUUGGAGGUUCACCUAUCACAACACACAGUAUGCCAAAGCAUCGCAGAGUAUCUUAUGUUAAUGAGAAGAUAGACAGAACUGUAGGCUGUCUUAAACGAUCAUUUGCAGCAGCUGUUGGUGUGGAAGAAAGUAGGUUGGUAGCAGAAAACGAGAAGUGUUCAAAAGGGUCGGUAUCUGAAGAAAUGAAAAAAAGGCCAGUGACCUUGACAAGCUGACGGAGCAAAUGCGAGAAAAACUGACAUUAGGAAGUACCACAUCUGAAGAGAAAAUUAAGAUCCUUACUCUCACGCCUGAGUCUUGGUCAAUCCCAAAAGCAGCCUCGUAUUUUUGUGUGUCUGAAUAUUUAAUUAGACAAGCUCGUGAAUUGAAGAAAUCUCGUGGUAUACUUGGUACCCCUAAUAAAAACCAUGGUAAACCUCUCCCAAUAAGCACAGCAGAGCAAGUGCAGUUAUUCUUUGAAGAUGACGCACACUCGCGUUUAAUGCCAGGUAAAAAAGACUUUGUGAGCAUUAAAAGAAAUGUGCACAAGCAAAAGCGAUUGCUUUUAUGCAACCUUAAAGAGCUGUAUGUACUCUUCAAAGAACAAAACCCAGAAGUAAAGAUUGGGUUUUCUAAGUUUUGUUCAUUGCGUCCAAAAUGGUGUGUUACAGUUGGUUCAAGUGGCACACAUUCUGUUUGCGUAUGCACAAUUCACCAAAACGCCAUUCUUUUAGUUGAUGCUACAAAGACAGGUCACACCUACAAAGACCUGAUGGAAAUGAUUGUAUGUAACUGUGACAGUAAAACUUGUAUGGUUCAUAGGUGCGACAAAUGUCCUGGGACAGAUUCUCUAAGGGAAUAUCUUAAAACAUUUCUGGAAGAACAUGAAGAAGUCACAUUUCAACAAUGGCAAACCACUGAUCGGUCGAAGAUGGUUACGCAAACUUUGAGCAAUGACGAAUUUAUUGAGUUGCUGGUUGGUGCUAUUGAUAACCUAACGUCACAUUCCUAUAUUGCUAAAUGUCAGACCAAAUAUCUCAAGCGAAGAAAGGAAGAACUUCCCGAUAAUUGCGCGUUAGUUCUUGGAGAUUUUGCAGAAAACUAUACUUUCGUGGUACAGGAUGAGAUUCAAUCAUUUCACUGGAGUAAAUCAUAUUGUACUUUGCAUCCAGUCGUUGUUUACUACAAAGAAAACGGUAAACUUGCCCAUACGUCAUUAUGUUUUAUUUCAGACUAUCUAGAACAUGACACUGAAUUCGUUUUUGAGAUCCAACGUGAAUUACUUAAGAUCCUAAAAGAAAAAGUGCCGACCAUAACUGAAGUUGAGUAUUAUUCUGACGGAUGUGCAGCCCAGUACAAAAACUACAAGAAUAUGUUAAAUUUGUGUAGACACAAAAUGGAUUUUGGCAUUGACGCAACUUGGGUUUUCUUUGCGACAAGUCAUGGCAAAUCACCAUGUGACGGCAUUGGCGGUACAGUGAAGAGAUUAACUGCACGUGCAAGCUUACAAAGGCCUUACUCCGAACAAAUUUUGAAUGUAUCUUCAAUGCUGGCCUUUUGUAAGGCAAACAUCCCCGGCAUAGCAUUUAUUUAUGUUUCGAAGGAAAGAAUGGAAGAAGUUCGAACUGAGUUAAAGGAAAGAUUUGCCAUGGGUCACACCAUACCCGGAACGAGAAGUUACCACUUUUUUACACCAGUAAGUACGAAUGUCAUUGCAUAUAAACGUACGGCAGAAGAUGAUGCAUUUGCGGGUUCAUUCAACAUCACCGGAGAACCAGAUAUCAUUGAGGUGACCACAGAAGCCAUACGACUUAAUGAGUAUGUCGCAUGCAGAUACGAUGAGAAGUGGUGGGUUGGUGUGGUGGAGGAAGUUAGCGAAGUGGACCAAGACGUGAAGAUUAACUUCCUACACCCGCCUGGACCAGCAAGAAGUUUUCGUUGGCCAAGAAGACCUGAUGUCUGCUGGGUACCCAUAACAGAUAUAAUAUGUCAAAUCCAGGCUCCUGUUACUGCAACAGGUCGAACAUAUAAAAUUGACGAACAAGACUGCAGGAACAUAAAUGAAAAAUUUAUUACGAAAUAAAGCCUAUAAAUCCACCAGAUGUUAACAACGAUACGACAUUCUGACUGUUAGUCAUGAUUGAACAUUGUUUAAUUAAUGCGCUAAUAUUGGUUUGAGCCAUUACUUUUAAUAUAACAAAUGCUUACAUAUUUUUAUACAUUUACAAUGCCAGAAAAAAUGUCUUGUAAAUUACUUUUUUGAACGGUAUCUGCAACUUGUCUCCGUCAUAUGCAAAUGGUUAAAUUAGUGUUUUCUGAUAGUUUGAAGUGUGUUCUUUCACAUGACAUACACAAUAACCCCAUAAUUGCUCGGAGACAUAACGAAAAUUUGCCCUGAAACGAUGACGUCAAAAACUUGUCAAAACCGGAAGUCGUAAUUUAUUGGCAAACAUAAAGCAUGUGCUACUAUUUUAUCGUAUUUUAAAUAUGAUUUUCAGAUUCGCCAUCAUAAGAAGAUUCAAAAUGCGAAAUUGUAGAGUAUAAGCACGUAUACAAAAGAUUUUAAGAGGUUUUAAAGUUAGGUAUUGUACCGGAAGUGAAAUUUAAGGUAGCUGAAACGCUAAAACCGGGAAAUUUUUGAUGAGCCAUUAAUCAAUAAUCGUUUGAGAUAUUAACUUCAAACUUUGUAUAAGUUCAUUUCUUACCUAUUUCUACUAAUGAUAAAAAAAUUAGCCAAAUCCAAAGUAGUGGGUUAAAACCCCCUGAUGAUUUGACAUGGAAUGACCCAGUAAAAUAAUAAAGUAGGGCGUAAUGCGACUCGAUGGGUUGAGUGAAUCAGCAAUACCAGAUUUUCAGGGUAGAUACCAGAUAUCAAGUUGUUAGUAUUUCAUUUGGGUUGGUGCUGAAAUUAAAAUUUGAAGCCCUCCACAUGAAAAUGAAAAGACCACAGCAUAUAUUUUGUAAACAUAACGAUGACGAAUUGCCAUCAUAGUUUUUAUAUUCAUUACAAGUGAACCGUAUAGUUUUCAAACUUUUGAAGAAUUGCACAAGUCACACAAUUGCAGGAAUCACAGCAAUUUUGGAAAGCUUGAUAUGACGAUUAAAUAUACAAAUGUAAACGUGAUAUCGAAAAAUAUUGAUAUUCUGAUAUUUUAUCGAACAUUUCAAUAUUGAAUAAUCAGUAUUUAUAAAAAAACGAAUCUGGCUGGUUGCAGUGACAUGAUAUUUAGAAACAUUUUGCAAGCUCUUUCAGUGCAGGGGGGGGGAGCAGAUUUUCUUGAAGGGGCACUUUUCAACAAGAUCAUGAAUUUUGAUUUCCCCACCCGUGGACAAUAAGUUUUGGAAAUGUAGGAAAAAUUUUUCAAAACUCACUGAUUUUGUGGUAAAAUCCGACCUAUGAGAAAAGUAAUGUACAUCUUUCCUGAAGUAAGUAUUUUGAUUUGCAAUUUUGGCACACAUGGCAAACAUGUAAUGAAUUUUUAAUGAUUUUAAAACAUUCUAGUAAAUAUUUCCCUAUGAUAAAAAAGGGAUAGCCUCUUCACCGCCGUUCCUAGCUGAGUUGGAGAGUGAGGGCUUCUGCCCAUCCCUGGGGAGAGUGAGAGCUUCUGCCUUUUGCCCUGGAAUAGUCCAGUCCAUGAGGUAAAGCUUUCUGAUUUAGGUAAUACUUCUAGUUGGUUAUUUCUAUAUUCAUGAAAAUAGGCCGUCAUGAUGCCAGGGCAACGUCAAGGUGCUUACUUAGCAGGUCAUCCAAUGGCAAUGCAACCACGUUCAAUGCGGCCAGCCAGGGCAAUAUACUCAUCAUCACCUCAAGGACAUUCGCCAAUGCAAGGAUAUAUUCAACAGCAGAAUAUGCAGUAUCAAGUUGUGGGGCAGGUAUGUCUCAAUCAGUAUUGUACCUCAAAUUCAAAUAUUUUAAAGAGAGAACGUCAAAAACUCGGGUGUACAUAAGAAAUUAAAAGUUACUAUUCAGCAAGUUGUAAAGUUUCUUCUGAACUUUAUAGUGGUUUCUUUAACCUUUGGUAUAAUAUAUCAUUUAUGGACCCUCUGCUCGGAGUACUCGUUGAAAUUUUACCUUCAGUGAUGAUAUUUCCCUCGGGGCAAAGCCGGGAAGUAUCACUUCGGGUAAUAUUCUGCCGAAUCUUCCUCGGUCCGGGUCUAUAAAUGAUAAGUAUUCAACAGGGGGCCAGUCAGCCCGGUGGAGAAUAGGACAAUUUAUAUCAGUGAUCACAACUUGCUCACAACUUACAACUAGCCAAAUUAGCCUUAGCUUGCUUAGUUACAGUAUAUACAGUGUAUAUAAAAAUCUACACCGUUCUAAAAUGUUCACGUACUAAACUGAAAAUUCUGCAAAAUCUUUAACAACUUUAUUUUAGUAUGGGUAUAGUUUGAUCUUCUGGUAUCUCUAUCAAAACAGUACUAUGAAAAGUAAAUUUUCGAGCGCAACAGGGUUGUUGUAAAGUGGUUUUGAACUUCAUUCAUAGACUGCAAGUUUGCAUCCUAUGAAUAUUUUUGUGCGCAAAUCAUCUUUAGUACACCCUUUCGAUAAUUACGUCACGCAUGCACAUACGUUUUGGUCCUGGAGCCUCGCUCUCAUCAGUAAAUUAUGCAAGGUGAUUGACUGACGAUUCAUGAGAGCGAGGCUCCCAGGCGAAAUGGUGUAUUAAAGUGGUUUUGGAAAAAGUUGGUAAACCUGUAUGUAUGUCGGUAAUCUGUAUGGUCUUGCUCUUUUUUCUCCUAAGCUACAUAAAUUUAAGGUUUGUGUUUUGCUUUAGGAUCCUUAUGGCCAACCAGUGAUGAGACCUACAUUCAUUCCUAAUGUCCAGCCAGCGUACCAAAUGCAACCGACCACUGCACCAUUUCAACCACAAUAUCACCCACAGCAACAUCAAUAUUAUAACCAAGGAAUGUCCCCUAUGUACUACGCCGUGCAGCCUAACCAACCAAUACAACCGCAACAGCUACCGCAGCCUUCUAACCCCACAAUUCAAACGAAUAAUCUAACCAAACCUAAACCAAAACGAACUCAUAAAAUUGUAAUUCGAGAUCUAAAAAACAAUAAAGAUGCCACAGAACAAAUUCUUUCCCACACUAAUGCAGCGAACGGUCGUACUGGAAGCACCCCUCCUUUGACAAAUUCAACUGCUCAGACAGAGUCCUCGACUAUCCAGGCACAGUUUGUUGCUCGGUUUGCGGCCCGUGUUGGAGGAGAGAAAUGUAAACAGGAUAACGAGAAGAAACCGGACGAAACAGACAAGAAUAAGCAACUUCAAGAAAGAACAGACCAUGAAAUAAGAACAGAAGUAAAUAAACAAGGAAAUGGAUCAAUAGCUGCCAACGAAACCCAUGCCAAAGAUUUGCCUCCAAACAAUAUGGAAACUCUUAACAAAGUAAACAGUUCAGCAGUUGAAAACUGGACAGACAGCCCAAAGAAUACUACCGAUAAUACACACUUAAAUCAGGGCUCACAAACGUUGCAAGAAAUGGCAGAGAAGUUGAAAAAAAACAUGAAAAGCGAUGGUAGAGAAUCGACGAUAAAAAGUGGGGCAAGCGAAAAAAAGGAAACGGCCACAGAAAUUUCAGAUAAAGUACCAGAAAAUAAUGUGAAUACGGCUGAAGGGAAAACAAGCAAUGAAAAUAUGGUUAACCCUUGCCCAGUGGAACAGAUAAAGAGUGACAAUAAGGAUAGCUUGGAUAAUGCCCAAAAUGGUGUUGAGAAUACUAUUAAGUCUCUGGAUAGUGAGGCUGCGCAUGCUGGUAUUAGUUCUGAUAAAACUGGAAAGAAGGUUGAAGCUAUCAGUGAUAGCAAAGAGGUCGUAGGUCAACAGCCAACACAAACUUCUAACCCCACAACGCAUACUCUAACCAAACUUAAACCAAAGCGAACUAGUAAAAUUGUAAUUCGUGACCCACAAAUGUUAGAGCAUAGCCUAUCGAAGGGAAGAUGGCUGUGAAACUCAUUAGAAUAACAAUGUGACUCAUCCAUGUUAGUCAACGUUUAUUCAUAAAUAUGGUUUUUCACCGUCACGUGUGUAUUGUAAUCCACCAAUAGCAAUUUCCCUAUUGUUCGAGUCACGGAUAGGUAACAUUGUUAUUGGUUAGUUGGGCAAAAACACAAUACACACGUGGCGGUGAAGGACCAGAUUUAUGAAUAAAUGUUGACUAACAUGGAUAAUGAGUUUUAUUAUAUGGCAAGCAUUUGUUUGGAUGAAUCACGCAAUUUGAUUGGCUGCUGACAAAACAGGAUUUUAUUGGAGUUUUUAUUUGGCAUUCAACUUUUCAUUUUCAAUUUAUACAGAUUCAAGUGUUCAUUCAAGUUUUCAUUCAUUUGGCAUUAUCUUUUCAUUCAACUGUUUAUUUUACUUUCAACUUUUCAUUUGACUUUCAAGUUUUGAUUCAACAUUCAAGUUUUCAUUCAACUUUUCAUUUGAAAUUCCUUCCUCUUAAAAACGAAUGAAAACUUGAAUGCCAAAUGAAAAUAUAUUAUGAAUUGUAUAUUAGCGGCAAUAUUAUGAUUUUGCUUUGCUCAAAUCACGGCAAGAUCGAUUCAGCAACUCCCGAUCCAGAUAAAUCAUCUACAGAGAAAUACCUGAACCAUAAACCGUGUGGAUUUUGCUACGUUGUCAUAUCUCAAGUUUACCAAUUUUCCAAACCGCCUGUUGUGUAUCGUGGUGAGGACGCAUGGAUAAGUUUCUUCAAUGCUUAGAGAAAGAAGAACAAGAUAUUCAAGAGAAGUUGGAAGUAAUUCAAGCGAUGCAGAUCAGCAGUGAAGAAGAACAACGGUUUCAAGAUGCCAGCAGCUGUCAUAUUUGUGGUUAUGAAUUGGGAGCCGACCGAGUUAGAGAUCAUUGCAAUGCCACCUCACAGGAAAAUAUCGUGGAGCAGCACACAACGAGUGCAAUUUAAAUUUUAAACUAUAAGUUCACUGGACGCAUUCCUGUCAUUGCUCACAACCUUCGUGGUUAUGACUCUCACCUGAUUAUGCAAGGUAUUGGAAAGUUAAAGAAUAAGAAGAUCAACUGUAUCCCCAACAAGACCGUCAUUUCCUUUUCCAUCGAUAACCUAGAUUUCAUUGAUUCACUACAGUAUAUGAACGCUUCCCUAGAACGGUUGGGUGCAGAUAUGUUUCCGAUUCUCCAAAAACACAGAUCAGGUGCUUCUGAGGAAAGGAUAGUGUGGGAAAGUUUAAUAAAGAAACUUCGUCCUCAAGAAUGUUUCUACAGUGGUCUGAACGAUGAACACAUUUUCUAUGCGGACUACGGCCACGCUAUACUAGUAUCUCUGAAGCUUUCGGUUGCCAAAGUAUGGGUGAUUACCAUGAUUUAUAGUUAAAAUCGGACGUCCUGCUUCUUGCCGAUGUAUUUGAAAACUUCCGAAGCGUCUGUUUAAAAGCAUACAAUCUGGACCCUUGUCACUUUUACACAAGUCCUGGAUUGGCGUGGCAAGCUUAUCUAAAAAUGACAGAGGUAGAACUAGAGUUAUUGACUGAUUCAGAUAUGUAUUUAUUCAUCGAAGAAGGGUGUCUUGGUGGGAUAGCAAUGAUAAGUAACCGUUUCAGUAAAGCGAACAAUCCGUAUGUCCCCAACUAUGACCCUGAUCAAGACACAUGUAACGUGAUGUAUCUCCACGCGAAUAAUCUAUACGGCUGGGCUAUGUCACAACCUCUACCAACUGGUGAAUUUGACUGGUUAAAUGACGAAGAGAUCUCCAACCUCGACAUCAUACAAAUUCCUGCAUGA
This is a messenger RNA of Paramuricea clavata, 11299 nucleotides long. Lineage: Eukaryota; Metazoa; Cnidaria; Anthozoa; Malacalcyonacea; Plexauridae. The record is from the annotation of a GenBank genome assembly.